AUGUUUGGCGGAUUCAACGAUCAGGACGCCUUCGGCGCCAACUGGAACCUAGACGAGAUCCAGCAGCUUGAGGACAUCACAGCGGGAGGGUUCAUCGAGGACGAUGCCAUUCCACCGCAUGAUAAUUUGGCGCUGAACGCUGACAAGGUAGCGCCGACCAAGCAGGCGUGGAUGCCGGCCAAGAUCGGCAUGAUCGUGUCUGCCUGGAAGGGUGAGACCUCCUACAUUCAGUUCUUCAACAAGAUACCGGACAUCGUAAAGAUUCUGGGUCGCAUAGAGAAAUACAAGAGCACAGAGGAGAACACGAUGAUCCUCAUCGACGACGGGACUGGCCGCGUGCCGUGCAUUUACGUCCAUCCUAGCGACAUGACCUCUUUUCGGCAGCGUGAGCUGGACAAGGUGCUGCAUUCGCAAAAGAUGGUGGUCGUCUAUGGCACUUACAACCCCAUCUACAGUGUGAAGUGUCCCGCGCUAAUCAUUUUCAAGAUCCGGGAGGUGUGCUCUCCGGACGAGUUCGCGUUGCACGAGCUGGACGUAAUGCACAUGAUCAUACGCAACGAGCGCGAUGGCACUCCACUCCAGACAGUUGAGGUGGGGUAUGUGCUACAAGACUACGCUCCGAAGUCGGUCGACCUCAUGGGUAACCCGGUGGAGAGUGGCAUGCCAACCAUUCCAACUGCUGCUGCCAUUAAUAUGCACAACACGGCUGCUCCUGGCGCUGACUCGAGUGUGAAUUCUGCGUUCUCUCCUGGAGUGAUAUCAAACGCUUCUUCAGUCAUGGCUACGACAAUGACCCCUGGAGGGGCGUCAGUGUCGACGCCGGGCACCGCUGGAGCAAAUACGCCGGACUGCCAAGGCCCUCUCACUCUGAUGAAGUACAUUGCGCACCUUUUGGCCGCCGAAACCCGCAAUGGCAACCUGAACGGUCUGCAUGUGGGCGAGAUCACCCGGCUGUGCAAGCAGCAGCGCAACUUUCAAUCGAUAUCUGAGCAACACGUGCGAAAGGUUUUGGCGGAGCUGGAGAAGGACGCCACGGUGUACCAGACGGUGGAUGCUCACACGUUUGCGUCCACCGAUGCAUGA
Molecule: messenger RNA, 1083 nt
Organism: Babesia ovata
Lineage: Eukaryota; Apicomplexa; Aconoidasida; Piroplasmida; Babesiidae
Product: replication A2, putative
Exons: 4
Coding region: 1-1083 (360 amino acids)
Source: RefSeq, a predicted model, not a curated record